This is a messenger RNA of Verticillium alfalfae VaMs.102, 1119 nucleotides long. RefSeq names its product alcohol dehydrogenase. Gene Ontology annotation, molecular function: oxidoreductase activity, acting on NAD(P)H. The transcript has 2 exons. NCBI's taxonomy places the organism in Eukaryota, Fungi, Ascomycota, Sordariomycetes, Glomerellales, Plectosphaerellaceae. The record is from RefSeq and is a predicted model, not a curated record. Bases 1 to 1119 code for a protein of 372 amino acids.
AUGACCCUUCCAGCAACACACCCUGCCGUCGCCGUUCAGGCCCCCCGCCAGCCGCUGACUCUGCUUGACGUCCCGACCCGCGAGCCUCAAGCGGGUGAAGUCGUCGUCAAGGUCGAUUGGGCUGCCAUCGCGCCUUACCAUAUCCAUCAGGCUGACGGCGGUCUCGUCAUAGACAGCUAUCCGUACAUCCUCGGUGACACUUUUGCCGGCACCGUCGCCGCCGUCGGCUCCGGCCCGCAUACGGGGCCCGAACUCAGCCUGGGUGACGCAGUCGUCGGCUACUCAUUCCGCAAUGUCGACGGCGGCAAAGAAGCCGCGCUGCAAACCUACGUGACCGUGCCGUCGUUUCUCGUUGGCCGUGUGCCGAAGAACCUCAAGCCCGAGGAGGCUGUCACGGCGCAGGACCACGUCAUCACCGUCUUCCACACUGUGGUACACGACCUCGGACUACCGCUGCCGUGGCCCCGUCCCGCCGACUGGACGCCUCCCGAGGCCGAGAAGCCCAUUCUGCUCUGGGGCGGCGCGGGAAGUGUGGGCAUGUACGCCAUUGAGAUUCUGCGACACUGGGGCUACGCGAAUCUCAUAGCCGUCGCGAGCAGGAAGAACCACGCGUACCUGCGGGAGCUUGGCGCGAAGACGACUUUCGACUACCGCGACGCUGAUGUCGUCGAGCAAAUUCGCGCCCAUCUCGGAGGGCAGCCGGUCCCGUACGCCAUUGACUGCAUCGGGCACCUGACGGGGACGCUGCAGCCGAUCACCAAGCUUGCUGGCGGCGGGUCCAAGGUUGCUGUCAUGCUGCCUGUCAUCAUCAAGGAUGCGAGCGAGACGGAGGCGCCAGAGUAUCAGAUGACCAGCCCGUCGGAGCUUUCCGUCGGGAAGUGGGAGGAGGGUGUUGAAGUCUCGGGUGUAAGGACGCAUUUCUACCUUGAGAAUGAGGAAUUCAAGGAGAAGAUGCAAUCGGAGAUUGUGCCAACACUCCUGGAACAGGGUGUCAUACGGCCGAACCCGCACCGCGUGGUGGAGGGACAGAACCUUCUUGAACGGGUUGAGAACGGGCUCAAGCUGUUGAGGAACAAGGAGGUCAGCGGGGAGAAGCUGGUUCUCAGGGUUUCAGAGUAA